AUGGUAUCAACAACGGCGACGACGACGACGCCGACAGCGUUACCGAUUGCGGGACCAUCUCGCUCUCGCGGACCUGACAAUUGGCAUCCCACUAGAUAUCUAGAACCGAAUCAUCCUGAUAACGAAGAGGUACAAGAACAAGCAGCUUAUCAAGCUGCUGUCACAAGACAAGGUGGUGAUGAUAGGAAAAGAAAGAUAAAACCUAGAAGAGCAGUAGAUUAUCAAGGUAGUGUACAAAAAUGGCGUAUGUUGACCAAGAUGAAAGGUGUAAAUGAAUAUAGACCUGCAAUACAUCCGAAUCAAUCUGAUAUAGUCAAUUUAUUGCCUGCAGCAGCUCUUAGAUUGAAUCCGUCUACAUCAAUAUGUGAUCAAUGGGUACAUACUUCCAUCAACAAAGAGAGAUCUCCUACGAGGGUAGUUAGGUGGACACCGGAUGCACGUCGAUUAUUGACUGGAAAUGAUAAAGGUCAAUUCACGUUAUGGAAUGGAGCAUCAUUCAAUUAUGAAUCAAUCACACAAGUUCACGAUGAUAGUAUCAGAUCAUUUACAUAUUCACAUAAUGGUCAAGCAUUGGUAUCAACUGAUAAAAUCGGUACAAUCAAAUAUUUCACACCUCAUUUAACGAAUAUUCAUGGUUUCCAAGGUCACAGAGAAGCUUGUCAUGAUGUUAGCUGGAGUCCAAAUGAUGAAAGAUUCGUUAGUGGUGGUGAUGAUGGUUUGGUAAAAAUUUGGAGUUAUAGAGAAGCUAGAGAAGAAAAGGUUUUAUCUGGUCACGGAUGGGACGUACGAUGUGUAGAUUGGCAUCCUACAAAAGGAUUAAUAGUCAGUGGAAGUAAGGAUAUGUUGGUAAAAUUCUGGGAUCCAAGAACAGGCAAAGAUCUCAGUACCCUGCAUUCGCAUAAAUCCACCAUCAAUACUUGCUCGUGGAGCCCAGAAGGCCAUUUAGUGGCUACUGCAGGAGGAGAUGCGGUAAUCCGCUUAUUUGACAUUCGAACAUUCCGAGAAUUAGAAGCUAUGAAAGGGCAUACAAAGGAGAUCAACUGUCUCGAAUGGCAUCCCAUACAUCAUUCCCUAUUCUCUUCUGGUGAUUCAGCCGGUACCAUAAAUCAUUAUUCAUUGACUUCUCCGACACCCUCAGAACCUAUCACCUCGCUUACCGCAGCACAUGAAGAUGCAGUCUUCUCCUUGUCCUAUCACCCUCUCGGUCAUUUAUUAUGUUCAGGUUCUAAGGAUUUCACUGCUCGUUUCUGGCAAAGAGCAAGACCUGCGGGUGGACACGAAAAAGACAGAUGGCAUUUAGGUGAACAAGGCGCUUUAGGCGCAAAGAUGGAUAUGGAAAGUGGUUCAGGUUGGGGUGAUAAAGCUGGUCUAAAUAUAUCUUCACAAGGUCAGGGUCCAGGUCCAGGUCAAGGUCAAUCGUCCAUAUCGACGAUGAAAAAAGAAGAAGAAAUUGGUUUACCUGGUUUAUCAAAUUUAGUAGCUGCUGUAAAUGCUAAAGUUGGAUUGAACCCAACAAACGGGUUUGGGUCUACGAUAGAAUCAUCAACUGGUUUACCAGGCUUGGGAGCAUAUACAAAUAAUAGAGAAUCUGCGACUACGACCAAUCCAUUACCUCCAUUACCCAGCAGAGAAGGUAGGGAUGGAUUCUCAGGACCAGGAGGAUCGGGAAUGAGGGCUAGGGCACCACUGCCUUCCCAAGGAGAUAUGUUGAGGCAAAACACAUCGGGUCCAGGUCCAGGUUCACAAAGUCAAAAUGGAUUCAACGAAAGGGAAAGAGAUGGUGGAAAUUCAGGAAGAAGAGGAGGAGGCGGUGGAGGAAGGUUCGGUGGUGGAAAUGGUGAUAGACCACCAAGGAACAGUGGAUUCGAUGGACCUCCAGGUGGAAAUAAUGGUAGAGGAGGAUAUGGAGGAAGGGAGAAUAGGUAUAAUUCAGGACAAAACGGUGGUCGUGGAGGUGGUGGCUUCGACGGACAACAACAUGACGGAGGAGGAAGAGGAGGAUACGGUACUCCUCAAGGGUUUGGAGGUCAGAGCGGAUAUGCACCUCCAGGAGGCAAUGGAUAUAAUCAAUCACAAGGAGGCUAUGCUCCUCCACUUGGAUUUGGCGGACCACCUGCACAAGGACAAGGACAAGGACAAGGAUUUGGUGCACCACCUCCACCACCUCAACAAGGACCUGGAUACAGUGUUCCGCCGCCACAGGGAUAUCCACCCCAGAAUCAGUAUGGACAAGGUGGUCCUGCAGGUGGUAAUGGUGGCUAUGGUGGAGGAAACGGAUGGAGAUAA
This is a messenger RNA of Kwoniella shivajii, 2286 nucleotides long. RefSeq lists its product as uncharacterized. The transcript is spliced from 7 exons. Lineage: Eukaryota; Fungi; Basidiomycota; Tremellomycetes; Tremellales; Cryptococcaceae. Gene Ontology annotation, molecular function: protein binding. The coding region runs from base 1 to 2286 and encodes 761 amino acids. The record is from RefSeq and is a predicted model, not a curated record. Gene Ontology annotation, cellular component: mRNA cleavage and polyadenylation specificity factor complex.